AUGGCCUCAUACAGCAACCGCUUGCCCGACGGUGUGUCGUCCAGGAUGGUCCCAGUCGCGGAUCUGGACAUGCACAUACUCGAAGCCGGCGACCCAGCCCGCCCCCUUAUCCUCCUGCUGCACGGCUUCCCCGAGCUCGCCUUCUCCUGGCGCGAGGUCAUCCUACCGAUCGCGCAGCUGGGCUAUCGCGUCGUCGUCCCCGAUCAACGGGGCUUUGGCCGCACUCGGAACCGCAGUCAGUCUGGCACAGAUACUUCUGUUCGCUAUGAAGACGACCCCCGUCCGUAUCGGAUACUGAACAUCGUCCGGGAUGCCAUCGCGCUCGUGUACGCCCUAGGAUACCGCACUGUCGCUGCCGUGCUAGGACAUGACGCCGGCUCGCCCAUUGCCGCGUACUGUACACUCAUCCGCCCGGACAUCUUCCAGUCCGUCGUCAUGAUGUCCGCGCCGUUCGGUGGCCCGCCGCCUCUCCACUUCGACGUUGAUCGGGCGCCCAGCUCCUCGCUACCGAGCAUCUUCAGCGCAGAAGCUGGGGCCGCGUUCGCCACGCUAGACCCCCCUCGAAAGCACUACGUACGCUACUUCGCCGGGCCGCGAGCGAACGACGACAUAAUGAACGCGCCUCAGGGCCUCUACGCCUACCUCCGCGCAUACUUCCACAUGAAGAGUGCGGACUGGCCGCACAACGAUCCUCACGAACUCGCGUCCUAUGACCCGUCGGAGCUGGCGAAGCUCCCUCACUACUAUAUGAUGCCGCUCGCUGCGACCAUGCCCGAAGCUGUGGCGCCUCACGCGCCUUCAAGCGAAGCCGCCGCGCAGAAUCGAUGGUUGCCAGACAGCGAUCUUGCGGUGUACGUCGUAGAAUACGGGCGCACGGGCUUCCAGGGCGGGCUGAACUGGUAUCGUGCAAUGCAGCCCGAGCUCUCCGACGAACUAGCUAUCUUCGCGGGGAGGAAGAUAGAGCGCCCGGCGAUGUUCCUGUCUGGGAGGAAGGACUGGGGCGUCUUCCAAGCCCCGGGGGCGUUACAGAGGAUGAAGAGCGACGCUUGUGCACGGAUGGAGGACGAAGACGUCGUCCUCGUUGAGGGUGCAGGUCAUUGGGUGCAGCAGGAGCAGCCUGAGGAGGUCGUGAGACAAAUCGAGCGGUUCUUGAAGAAGGUAGUGUUUUGA
Rhodofomes roseus is the source of this 1170-nucleotide messenger RNA. Its product is annotated as Alpha/Beta hydrolase protein. The coding region runs from base 1 to 1170 and encodes 389 amino acids. The record is from RefSeq and is a predicted model, not a curated record. The transcript has 2 exons. Gene Ontology annotation, molecular function: hydrolase activity. Lineage: Eukaryota; Fungi; Basidiomycota; Agaricomycetes; Polyporales; Fomitopsidaceae.